This is a messenger RNA of Bathycoccus prasinos, 1920 nucleotides long. RefSeq lists its product with no specific name. Lineage: Eukaryota; Viridiplantae; Chlorophyta; Mamiellophyceae; Mamiellales; Bathycoccaceae. The record is from RefSeq and is a predicted model, not a curated record. Gene Ontology annotation, cellular component: membrane. Gene Ontology annotation, molecular function: transmembrane transporter activity. Bases 1 to 1920 code for a protein of 639 amino acids. Gene Ontology annotation, biological process: transmembrane transport. The transcript has a single exon.
AUGGCGAAUACUACUACUACGAAUCCGUUUGGUUCGAUCGAGCGAGAAAACGACGAGAACGAGGAACGACGAGCGGGAGAGGAAGCGUUUAACUCCUUCAACGAAAUCGAGUUGAAUAACGCGACGAACAACAACACGCCUCCUCCUUUUUCCGCGACGACGACUUCAUUGAGAGACCGAAUGAUGAUGACGACGACGACGGAAGAAGAAGAAUCAGAAGGCGCAGAGAGGAUAUUCGUGGGGCAGUCGAAUAUUAGCGUAAACGAAUACACGGUGGAACAAGCGAUCGAUUACAUCGGUUUCGGUAAAUUUCAGAUGGUAUUCUUAGCCGUGACCGGUCUUUCGUGGUUAUGCGACGCGAUGGAGAUGAUGUUGUUAUCGUUCAUAGGCCCCGCGGCGAGGUGCGAGUGGCGGUUAACGACGACGCAGGCGUCGAGUUUGACGAGUUUCGUAUUCCUCGGGAUGGGUUUCGGAGCGCCGAGUUUUGGGAUGUUCGCGGAUAGGAAAGGAAGGUUGUUCUCGUUGAGGUGUUCGACAGGGUUGACGUUGUUAGCCGGGGUUGGGUCUGCGCUCGCGCCGACUUUCAGUGCGUUGUGUUUUGCCAGAAUGGUCGUCGGCUUUGGGUUAGGAGGCGUUCCGGUGGCGUAUAACUUGUGCGCGGAGUUUUUACCGAGUAAGAAGAGAGGCGUGUAUUUGUCGUCGUUGGAGUUUUUUUGGUCGUUCGGGAGCAUGGUUUCGGCAUUGUUGGCGUGGACGAUUUUGCCGAAGAGUUCGUGGAGGACUUUGUUAGGCGCGACGGUGUCGCCGUUGAUUUUGUUGGGCGUUUUGUUGGUGUGGAUGCCAGAUUCGCCGAUGUAUUUAGCGAGUAAAGGGAAGAUGGAAGAGGCGGAGAGGACGUUGCGAUUCAUAGCCAAAAUGAAUAGGAAACCUUUGCCGGUUGGAGUGUUGAAAGUCCAGGAGAAAGAUAAAGGGAAACGAGAGGAGUGGUUGGAUAGACGGUUGUCGAUGGAUGAAGAGAGCCAUGCGACAGAAACCGCCGCCGGAGCGUCUUCUCCUCGUCCUCCCCAAAGGGAAAUGACCAGUUUACAAGGCAACAUGUACACGGACGACGAGUAUUCUCUCUCGUUCUUCUCGUCCAUGAAAGGGUACGUGUGGAACCGCACGCCGGUAAAAAUACAACGCCUGUUAGUCCCAAAAUUUCGAAAGACGACGAUGAGUUUGUGGUUCCUCUUCUUCUCCGUGGCGUUUUUGUAUUACGGUCUGGUCUUGCUGACGACGACUUUGAAACUGAUGGACGACGACAGCGGAGGCGCGAGAAAAAACUUAGACCCGUCCACGGUCGUUUGUCUCGCGCAUAAUUCCCCCGACCUCACCAACGCGGAUUACCGCGAUAUCACGUUAUCUGCGUUCUCUGAGCUUCCCGGCAUGAUCUCGGCGAUGGUGUGCAUCGACACGCUCGGUCGUAAAAAAUCCAUGAUUUUAGGCUUUGUCGUCGCCGCGGUCUGUUUCAUACCGAUCAUGCAAUCCGCAAAACGCGACGUCAUCACCGCUUUCUUAGCCAUCGCACGUUCCUCCUCCAUGGCUGCCUUCACCGUCCUCUUCGCCUACUGCUCCGAGGUCUACCCCACGCAAAUCCGAGGCACCGGCGUCGGCGUCUCCAACACCUUCAGCCGAUUUGCGGGCAUGAUUGUCCCGCUCUUCGCCGUCGACCUCGUUCGCAACGGCGCCGAAGAAUUCGUCUUGUUUUUGUUCGGUUUCAUAGCCAUAGUGUCCGCCUUUGUCGUCUCUCGAUUAGAACGCGAGACGAAAGGACAACAUUUAGACGCCAGCACGGAAACCGAAGAAGAGAGUUUUGCGAGUAAAGAAUCAGAAAGCGCGGGCGUGGAACUGAGCGAGCGAACACCGCAAAUAGCAGAAUAG